This is a messenger RNA of Venustampulla echinocandica, 28266 nucleotides long. RefSeq names its product Amino acid adenylation. Gene Ontology annotation, biological process: secondary metabolite biosynthetic process; amino acid activation for nonribosomal peptide biosynthetic process. Lineage: Eukaryota; Fungi; Ascomycota; Leotiomycetes; Helotiales; Pleuroascaceae. Gene Ontology annotation, molecular function: phosphopantetheine binding; catalytic activity. The coding region runs from base 1 to 28266 and encodes 9421 amino acids. The transcript is spliced from 5 exons. The record is from RefSeq and is a predicted model, not a curated record. Gene Ontology annotation, cellular component: cytoplasm.
AUGGGUUCAAGCCGGCAACAGGCUAUCCAUGGAGACACGGCCGUUGAGCAUGUUGCCAAAGCUGAUAUCAGUGACAUCGAGCAACUCCAACAGUGGAAUGGCAAAAGUAUCGUCAGGAAUGAUACUCUGCGCGUGCAUGAUUUAAUACAAACGCAUUUCGACGGUCAACCGUCCGCCCCCAGCGUCUGCUCUUGGGAUGGCAGUUUGACCUACGAUGAACUGGAUCAGCUGUCCUCGGGUCUUGCUGACGAGUUGGUGGCCCGAGGAGUUGGCUGUGAGAUGUUUGUUCCCCUGUACUUUCAAAAAUCGAAAUGGACCGCCGUGGCCAUUCUUGCUGUCAUCAGAGCCGGAGCGGCCUUUGUGCUGCUAGAUGACUCGAACCCCUUGCCGCGUCUGCGCGAGAUCUGUGAGGAGUCGCGUGCGACGAUUGUGCUGGCUGCUAGCGAGCUUCGGGACAAGGCGCAGCAACUGGUAGACCAAACCCUCCUCAUCCUGGUUGGGGACACGAAGUCGCAGCAAUGGUUUCGGGGUAUCAAUGAGUCCUGGAGAGCAUCACCCGUAACUGGGGGCAGUGCCUUAUAUGCGGUGUUUACUUCUGGGUCGACGGGCAAACCCAAAGGCGCUGUGAACGAACAUGCCUCGCUCUGCGCCGCGGCUGAGGCAUCGGGGCGAGCCCUGGCCAUGAGCUCCCAGACAAGGGCCUUUCAGUUUGCUUCCUAUGCAUUCGACCCGACAAUUAUGGACUUCCUGCGGACGUGGAUCUUCGGCGGAUGCGUAUGCAUUCCGUCGCCAGCCCAGGCGAAAAACGACAUUGCCGCCUCCAUCGCCCAGCUCGGGGCCAACCUCGCCAGCCUGACGCCGUCGGUGGCCCGGCUGCUCGAUGCCAACACGCUGCCGGCCCUGCGAGCGCUGGAAUUCGCUGGUGAGCCCAUGCUCCCAAGCGAUGUAGAGAAAUGGGCCGGCCGGUUGUUGCUGGUCAAUGCCUACGGCACCGCCGAGUGCUCCGUGUACUCCAUCAUUUGCUCUCCGGUCCGCCGGGAUGGACACCCGCACAACAUCGGCUUCGCGGCCGGAUGUGUGGCGUGGAUUGUGGACCCGGCCGACCACCGCAUCUUGCUCCCCAUCGGAGCAGCCGGAGAGCUGGUGCUGGAGGGUGCGGGCAUCGGACGAGGCUAUCUUAGCAACAAGGAGCUGACGGCGGCCUCCUUUGUGCUUGGCCCACCGUGGCUUCACCAGUUCCGAGGCGAGGAAUUUCGUCAUGUUCGCCUGUACAAGACGGGCGAUCUGGCGCAGUAUCAGCCCGAUGGAUCUCUUCGGUGUCUAGGCCGGAAGGACACUCAGGCCAAGGUUCGCGGGCAACGCGUUGAGCUGGGCGAAGUCGAAUGGCAUCUUGGAGACCUGCUCCAUCACCGCCAUCAGGUGGUUGUAGACGUGGUCCAGGUGCAUCGCGGUGUUGGCACACAAGCCGUCCUCGUAGCAUUCGUGGGACUCCAGGAUGCUGUGGUUGACCAAGAAACUCAAGCCACUGAGUUGUUCGCCACACCUACAGACGUCUUCCGCCUUCAAAUGGAGAAGGUAGAGAUGGAGCUGAAAGGGCGAGUGCCGGCAUACAUGAUUCCCGCGGCCUUUGUCGCGCUGAACUAUAUUCCCCUGUCCAUAUCAGGCAAGACAGAUCGUCGCCGGCUUCGAGAAGAGACCGCCACACGGCCAUGGGCCGGUAUUGAGGUGUACAUGUUGCACCGGGGGAGCAGACAUUAUUCUCCGAAAACAGACGUCGGAAGAAUACUCCAGGGCUCAUUUGCCCAUAUUCUAGGACUUCAAGCUGAGGAGCUCGGUCUCCAUGAUUCCUUUUUCCGCAGAGGAGGUGAUUCCAUCUCGGCCAUGCAGCUCAGUGCCUAUUGUCGCCGUCAGGGUCUGUCUAUCGCGACCCAGGAGAUUUUCCAGUACCCUACAAUUGCUGAAUUGAACGCUAGAAUCCUCAUGCAAGUAGAUUGCCAAGGCCCGUCCAUGGCCCUUCUCCCCUUUUCCCUCUCCCCAGUACAGCACAUGCUGCUCCAGCAGAAAAACUCACCCGGCCGAGAGUUUCAGAGUUCCCAAGUUCCCAGUCGAAGCGUCUUCCUGCGUUUAGCUAGGCCCAUCACUCUAACUGAGUUGGAAUCCGGGAUACAGGCUGUCGUCCAUCGCCAACCCAGCCUGUCCAUGAGGUUUACCCCCGGAGAAGACGGCCAAUUGACGCAGACAGUGACAUCUUUCAUCCGGGGCUCGUAUCAAUGCUCCCACAUUCAAGCCUCAGCUGCUGCUAUAGAAAUACUGGAUCCUCGCCCGGAGCGUAUCAACCUGCAAACCGGACCACUUCUUUUGGCUGAUUUGAUCACCACGGACAGCGAUGAUAACCAGCAUCUACUCUUAGCGGCCCCGGAUAUCAUUGUUGACGCCCCCUCAUGGCAGAUCAUUCUCAACGAGCUUAACAGCUCUUUGACCGGGGGUGACUUUUCUUCCUCUGUCACAAGAGGAUCGUUCCAGUCGUGGUGUGAGACCAUUAAACCGAGUAUAAACCGACAACCGAACGAACCAUCCCAUGGACAACCAGCUGAAUUGUCUCUGUCCAAAUUUUGGGGCUUAGUCGAUUCCAGCAAUACUAAAAGUAGCGGGACUAUCUCAACUGAGUUUAUUUUGGAUUCCUCUAGAACCGCCUUGUUACUACAGAGAGGCGAACAUGCCCUUCGUGCCGAGCUGGCGGAGAUACUCUUGGGUGUCUUUUUGCAUUCUUUCAGGGUUGCUUUUCCGGGGCGAGACGGUUUGCAAACAUUCAUCGAGCAGGAUGCACGGACAACCGAUGUUUCCCAAGUAGUCGGCCAGUUUACCACCUACACGCCUAUCAUGUUGCAAGCGGAUCAGGAUGACGAUGCGGUGAAUAUGGUGUGCCGAGCGAAGCAUGCUUAUCGGAAAGCGUGUAAGGAACAUUCAAUCCAUUCCGUAGACACAUUCCCGAUGGAGGCCAUUUUUCAUUGGAAGCAAGAGAAGGACCGGCAAGCCAUCAGUUCGGUAUCCGAGGUAGAGGAACAGCUUCUGCAAGAGGUAUCAUCAUCACCUCUAGAUGGUAGUGAAUCGCAUCGAGCUCGGAAGCCAGCCCUCUUUGAGAUUUAUAUACUGCAAUCCAGCGGCUCUCUCGUUGUCUCCCUGGUCUAUUCGGAGCAAAUGCUGCACCAAGACGCCAUUAGCCGAUGGUUCCAGCUUUCUCACGACAUAUUGGAUGAGCUGCUUCAGCGACUAGAAAAUGUCCCAUUUCAGCCUACACUCGAUGACUUCCCGCAGCUGUCCAUCACCUCGGCGGAGCUAGAGACCCUGACCCAGGACAUCUUAGCCCAGCAAGAUAUUCUCAGUUCGUCCGACAUCGCAGACAUCUACCCGGUCUCUUUCAUCCAGCAAGGAAUGUUAUUGAGUCAGGCUAGAGACCCUCAGGCCUAUUGGUCCCGUACCUCCUGGGAGGCACGCUCCCGUGAUGGGUCUUUAGUUGGGCUACACAAACUUCAAGAGGCAUGGCAGCACGUAGCCAUGAGCCACUCUCUACUCCGGACCCUAUUUGUGCAGAGUCAAGACGGUUCCUACUACCAAGUUCUGCUGACGAGUCCGCCCAUUCCGGUCUUAAUCCUGCCCUUGGAUGCUCCGGAGCAAAUCCAAGCCACUAUGGAUCAAGCCCCUGGUGUCUUCGAAGGGGGCACAUUACUUCCUUGGAGCCUUACCCUUAGACCUCUUAGUGACGGUAGUGUGACGUGCGAGAUUCAGAUAAGCCAUGCUCUUAUGGAUGGUGAGUCAAUGCAAUUGUUGAUCCGAGACGUUCAACGUUCGUAUGAUGCGGAACAGUCGCAUAGACCCCCUCCUUUAUAUAGCCAAUAUGUCGGUUAUCUGAACCAGAUCUCUCGGGAUCCUGUGCUGAAAUAUUGGAAAGACUACCUCGACGGAACUGAGCCGUGUUACUUUCCUUCGUUUCCCGGUCUGCAGUCCAUCACGGUGGUUGAUAAACUCGUGGAUCUUGAUAUUGUCAUCGAGAAUAUCAGCCAACUAUUUUCUUUCUGCAAGGAAGAGGGUAUCACACUCUUCAAUGUGGUUCAGCUGGCAUGGGCCAUCGUGCUUCAAUGCUACACGGGCAAUGAGACAGUUGUCUUUGGGUAUUUAACAUCUGGACGAGACGUUCCGGUUGAUGGGGUAGAGGAUAUGGUGGGCCCUGUCAUCAAUAUGUUGAUCGCCAGAAUUGAUCUCCAGGGUGACCGGAGCGUGCGGCAGCAUUUGCAAGAGUGCCGGGACCGGUACAUCCAAAGUCUUCCCAACCAGCACUGUUCUUUGGCCGAGAUAUAUCGUGCCCUGGGGAAUUCGGGUACACCCAUGUUUAACACCAUCAUCACUUACCAAAAGCUGCUUCCCGUUAGUGCGAGUGCAACCAUAGAGCUUAACGAGAUCCUUGAUCAACAACCUACCGAGUUCGAUAUAGUCCUGAGUGUCAAGGCUGACCGCAAUGAUGCGGCUGUCUCAUUCACCUACUGGGGAAAUAAGAUUCCACCGGAGUUAGGUCGCAGCAUCAGCCGCACUUUCAGCGCUGUACUUGGAGAUAUUACAACCCGGCCGAAUGUGCCUGUGUCGGAGAUGAAUCUGGUCAGCGCUGCAGACUUGGCCCUGAUUAUGGAUUGGAACAAGGCCCCAGCUGCCACGGUGAAAGCCUGUAUCCACGAUCUGGUGAGGGAAGAGUGCAUCGCACAUCCGGACCGGCUGGCGAUUGACGCAUGGGAUGGGAGACUCACAUACCAACAGUUGUGGGAUCAUUCCUCCUCACUCGCUAGGUAUCUAGCAGGUCAGGGGGUUGGACCGGAGAUACCUGUGCCGAUUUGCCUUGAAAGAUCCGUCUGGGUACCUGUUUCUAAGCUGGCUGUCCUAAGGACGGGAGGCAUAUGUGUACCCCUAGACCCCAGCGCUCCCAUCGAGCGUAUUCAGGCCAUGCUUGAGGAGGCCACGCCAAAGAUCAUUCUUGUCUCAUCAAGAACAGUGGAUAUUGACUUUCAAUCCCCUGCGAAGAAGAUUAUGAUCUCACCGGACAUCUUUGCGCACUCCGCUAUUGAAUUCCAGGAUCCGGUUUCAGCUGUUCAACCCAGCAACGGCGCAUAUAUCUUGUACACCUCUGGCAGCACUGGCCGUCCCAAGGGCAUCAUCCUUCAACACGAUGGGAUUUCCACGAGCUUACGUGAUCAGAGUCGCAGCUUGAGCAUCAAUGGUGAGACCCGAGCGCUGCAAUUCGCUUCAUACACUUUUGAUGUUAGUGUUUGGGAAAUCUUUACCGUCCUGACCUCAGGGGGGUGUGUCUGCAUCCCAUCCCAAAUGGCAAGAAUGAAUGAGCUUGCAGCGUUUAUAUUCGAUGCAAAAGUCAAUUGGUUGGCCUUCACCCCGUCAUUUGUUCGUCUUUUCCAGCCCAAAGACUUCCCCAACGUGCGAACCAUGGUCCUGACCGGAGAGAAUCUGCCCCAAGAUAUCGCUGAUACCUGGUCGAGCAAAGUCAGACUUGUCAACGCUUAUGGGCCGACCGAGUGCACUAUUUGCGCUGUGCAGCCUAUAAAGGCUGGUCGAUGGACCACGGGCACAAUUGGAUGGUCUGUUGGAGGUUCUGGCUGGGUCGUUGAUCCUUCCAACAUUAAUCGACCCAUGCCUAUUGGCGCAAUAGGAGAGCUCAUAUUUGAAGGACCUGUUGUAGCUCGCGAAUACUUUCGUCGGCCUGAUGCCACCAUGACCUCCUUUGUUUCUGCUCGACCAUCCUGGAUACCCACGCCUUCUCCGUACUACGGGUGCCGGUUAUAUCGGACAGGCGACUUGGUACGUCAUAAUCCGGAUGGUUCUCUACGAUAUUUGGGUCGCAAGGAUAGCCAAAUCAAGCUUCGUGGUCAUAGAAUUGAACUAGAAGAGGCUGAAUUUCAUGUUCGGCGUUAUCUUCCCCCGGGAUACAAUGUUGUAGUCGAUGUUAUUCAUCCGACUGAUCAAGCCAAAUCUAGCAUUUUGAUUGCGUUCCUCUGCAACGAGGUAGACACAAGCCAGAAUCACCCACAGCAGUCACUCUUGAUGCCAGCCAGCGACAAUUUUCGCUUGUUGUCCCAAGAUAUCCAGACAAAGCUACGUCUUUCGACCCCGAACUACAUGAUCCCCCAACUCAUGAUUCAAAUUUUGAUGAUUCCGAGAACCAAGUCUGGCAAGACUAAUCGUCGGUUCAUUCGAGUAGCUGCGUCGCGCCUAUCUCGCACCGACCUCGAGAUGCUGGUGGGUGCCGGCGGAGGAAGCGGAAAGACGCAGCCUACAUCACCGAAUGAGAAGCUCAUGCAGAGUCUCUGGGCUGCGGUACUUGACCUACCAACAGAAAUAGUGGGGAUUAGUGAUAAUCUCUUCCAGCUCGGCGGCGAUUCCAUCACGGCCAUGAAAAUUGUGGGCCUUGCCCGUGCAAACGGCUAUACUUUGGUAGUCUCCGACAUCUUUAGCAGGCCUACCCUAUCAAGUUUGGCCGAAGGGUUACAGCGUCGUUCUAUAUCAUCCGUCCAAGAUGCUGCCCCGUUCAGUCUAAUACCAUCCGAGGAGAAGGUCGAAGAGCUCAGAGAGAUAGUGAUGAAUGGGUGCCAGGUAUCCCCCGAUGAUAUAGAGGACAUUUAUCCAUGCACGGCGCUUCAGGAAGGUCUUAUGAGUCUCACUAUCAAACAACAAGGCUCAUAUAUAGCGCAGUACCAGCAUCAAAUUGAUCCCGGUGUUGAUAUUCCUCGUCUUGCGACUGCAUGGGACAUGGUCGUCGCUGCCAACCCCAUCUUGAGGACACGAAUUAUCCAGUCACAGCCCGGGCGCACAUUCCAGGUCGUCUUACGCCAUGGCCCUGCCUGCGUGAUAGAGUCCUCUAGUUUUGAGAAGACUAUGAAAGCCACAAAGGAUACCAGGAUCGCGCUAGGAGCGCCGCUGCUGCAAUGUGUCAUAGUCUCACAUGAGUCUGAGACCUUUUUCGUCCUCACUAUUCACCACGCGGUGUAUGACGGCUGGUCAAUGACGCUUCUUCUUGAGCAAUUGGAGUCGGCCUAUGCUGGCCAGGCUUUGAAGCCCCGGCCGUUCACAGGAUUUAUUGAAUAUCUGAGUCGUGUGAAUCUAUCAGCUUGUAACAAGUUUUGGCGCUCUCAAUUCACAGGUUUGAGCUGCGGCGUGUUUCCUGCUCCUCUAGUUCAGCUGCACCGCGCCAACAAGGCGACUACUCUGGAGCUUGUAGAACACAGGCUGGAGAAUCCGGCUGUAGGCUCAAAGUUUACUCUUUCUACCAUAGUCCGUCUCGCCUGGGCCAUCGUGCUGUCCAAGCACACCGAUUCGCGUGAUGUUGUCUUUGGGGCGACUGUCGCCGGACGUAGCGCGCCUGUCACAGACCUUGAGCAGAUGACAGGCCCUACGAUGGCGACAGUCCCAUUCCGAGUGCAUGUUAAUCCCGCAGAAUCUGUGCUGGAAUCAUUGGAGAAUGUACAGGCUCGAACCAUUGACAUGAUUCCUUACGAGGCGACUGGUCUGCACAACAUCAAGGCUUUUGGAGCAGACGCCGCGGCUGCGUGUCAAUUCCAGAAUCUCCUCGUCAUCCAACAGCAACAAAGCUUUUACCAGCCAAAUCUUAUGCAUGAGGUUCAGCGAUUGACGGAAAAUAUCGCUGCUAUCAACACGUAUCCAUUGACAGUGCUCUGCAAUCUCAACGGAGACCAUAUUUUGAUCCAAGCGUCCUUUGAUUCAGAAGUGCUGAGUAAAGCAGAGACCGAAACGUUGUCCUAUCAUCUGGGACAAGCGAUCCUACAGCUAGUGGAAAAACAAUCCUUGAAUGUUUCUGAUAUAGAUCUAGUUGGGCCGGAGACUAUACAGCAGCUCCAGGCCUGGAACCAACAUAUCCCUCCCCAGGUUGAUGGCCUAGUGCAUGAGGUAAUAGAUGGUUAUUUCAAGAGCCAACCGCAAGCACCUGCCGUCUGUUCAUGGGAUGGUGACCUGUCUUACGGCGAGCUAGAUAGCUUAUCCUCUCAGCUCGCCGACGUAUUAGUCCAGCGAGGAGUAGGACCAGAAGUACUUAUACCAGUGUACCUGGAGAAGUGCAGGUGGACUCCUGUUGCCAUGCUAGCAAUCAUGCUCGCCGGCGGUGCGUUUGUGUUGAUGGAUCCUGCACAUCCCUUGGAUCGUCUCAAACUCAUUCAUAGUCAGCUGGAUGCUCCUGUUUUGCUUACCUCUAUCUCACUGUCUUCUGCUGCCUUAGAUAUUGCUUCGACAGUCAUUCUUCUUGAUAGUAAUGAAUGGCAAGAGAAGGCGAAUAACAAGUCCACAACAGCCAAAGUGUGGAGGGCGUCUGGUGUCCAACCGAACAACAGUGUAUAUGCAGUUUUCACCAGCGGUACCACUGGUACCCCGAAGGGCGUUGUCAUUGAGCAUGGGGCAUGCCUAACGAGUAUGCAAGCCCUCAUAAAGCCUAUGGGCAUUGAUAAAAACAUACGGGCUCUUCAGGUGGCUUCUUAUGCCUUCGACGUGAGUGUCUCCGACCAUUUAGCGACCUUUCUUGCGGGGGGCUGUCUAUGUAUUCCACAGGCCACCCAGCAGGAAAACAACCUUGCGUUAGCUGUAAAAGUGUUCCAAGCCAACUACAUGCAUAUUACCCCCUCGUUAGCUGAGCUCCUGAAGCCAGAAGAUUUUCCUGAACUGCGUACUCUGGUGCUCAGCGGGGAGCCGAUGACCGCAGGUCUAGUGACCACCUGGGCUGAUUCGGUGAAGUUGAUCAACGCAUAUGGACCUGCGGAAUGUUCUGUGAUUUGCUUGGUCAAUGCCUCCAUCACGAGUACGACGGAUCACUCCAACAUUGGCUUUGCUACCAGUAGUGUUAGCUGGAUCGUUGACCAGGACGACAAUGCUAGACUGGCACCAAUUGGCACGGUUGGUGAACUUUUAGUCGAGGGCGCCAUCCUAAGUCGGGGCUAUUUGAAGGAUGAACAGAAAACCUCUGCUGCCUUUAUCCAGGAUCCCGCCUGGGUUCGUCGGUUUCCACCCCAGUCUGGUCCACGGAGGUUGUACAAAACAGGAGAUCUGGUUCAAUAUAACCCAAGCAAUGGAUCAAUGUGCUAUAUCUGCCGCAAAGACACCCAGGUAAAAUUAAGAGGACAGCGACUUGAGUUAGGAGAAAUUGAGCAUCAUUUAAAGGAGUCUUUUGUAGAGGCUUCUCGUGUGAUGGUGGACCUGAUUGUUCCAGUUAGUGAUGAUGAAAGACCUGCCUUGAUGGCAUUUAUCGAAAUUCCGGGCGAGUAUCGUGAUCUUCAGGGAGAACCCUCGGCGCACCACCUCUUCAAUCAGCCUAGUGAUGCGUUUCGAACUAAGGUGCAGGCAGUGGCAGCUCAACUUCGCAAGAAGCUUCCACCCGCCAUGGUGCCGGCAAUCUUUAUACCCAUGGUGAAGAUCCCUCUCUCAUCUUCUGGUAAAACAGAGCGAAAAACUGUACGUCAGACUGCCUCCCGUCUCGCAAAAGGAGAAAAACGACUCUACAUAGCGGCAAGCAAAAUCAAACGAGCCCCGACCACUGAGAGGGGGCGUCUUGUCCAGUCCAUCUCUGGUCGUGUGUUGAUGGUGCCGGUCGAGGAUAUUGGAAUGGACGAUACAUUUUUCGAGCAUGGAGGGGACUCUAUCUCGGCUAUCCGCUUUGUUGGGGACGCUCGUCAGGCCGGCUGGACGGUACAGGUGGUAGACAUCUUCAAUGAGCCAACCCUCGCAGCGUUGGCUGGAAAGAUGCAUCGCAGCGAAGGCAACUCAACAGCACGCUCAAUUUCUCCGUUUUUCCUUCUGCCAAAUGAGACGGAAACAACCCGGCUCUGUUCUCUGGUAGCCAGUUGGUGUUCUAUAUCCACCAACCGGAUCCAAGACAUCUAUCCCGCAACCGCCCUCCAAGCCGGGCUGCUUGCGUUAAGCUUGAAGCAACGAGGGGCCUACCAGGGUUAUUUUCCUAUACGACUGCCAUCCAAUGUCGACCUCGAUAGCCUUAAGAUCGCUUGGGAGUCGACCGUAAAGACUAAUGUCAUUCUACGCACUCGACUCGUCCAAGAUGCUGAUGGACGACUGUACCAGGCCGUAUUGGAUUCUGAAGUUGAGUGGCACGAGGCAGCUAAUCUAGACGAAUAUCUCAAAGUGGGAGCCCGUAUACCUAUACGCCUGGGAGGGCCUCUAGCCAGAGCUGCUAUUGUGCAAGAUUCUAGGCAGGGCGGGUGGUGCUUGGUGGUGACGCUGCAUCACGCCCUAUACGACGGAUGGUCCAUCCCUCUGCUUGUCCAGGAUCUGCAAACAGCCUACCUUGACCAGGUCUUAUCCCCCCGUCCAUUCAAUGGGUUCGUGGAUUACAUUUGCCGCGCUGAUGGUGUUGCCGGCUCCGAGUUCUGGAGAAGCGAGUUUGAGGGCCUUUCCUGUGGACAAUUCCCGCCGCUGCCGUCUGCUCACUAUGUUCCAUCCAGAGAUGGCUUCGUCGAACACACGCUUGCCCUCCGCGGACUGUCCUCCGACUUCACCAUUUCCACAAUUGUGCGCCUAGCUUGGGCAACGGUGAUCUCUUGUUACAGCAGCUCGGACGACGUGGUUUUUGGCACCACCGUCGCUGGACGCAGCGCUCCAGUCCCGGGCAUUGAGAACAUGACAGGUCCAACCAUUGCCACAGUGCCCAUUCGCGUGCACGUUAACCCCAACAUGCGUACCAAAGAUGCGUUGGGAGACAUUCGAACGAGUGCAACCAAAAUGAUACGAUUCGAGCAGGUUGGACUCCAAGCCAUUCGCUCCUUGAGUUCGGAGGCUGCAUUAGCUUGCCAGUUCCAGAGCUUGCUUGUGAUUCAGUGGAUGGACGAAGAAAGUGCUGAAGCGUCAGACUUCUCUGUGGCCUAUGAGUAUGCUCAUAACGAGACUGCAUUCUCCUCGUAUGCUAUCAACCUCACAUGUGACUUGGCUCCCUCCUCAAUCAAGUUCCGAGUUGUGUUUGACACCUGUAUCACCGAGCCUGCCGUCAUGAAUAUGAUGAUGUUCCAGCUGUCCCAUGCCAUUUCCCGAACCAUGGAUAACGCUAUGUUUGUGAGGGAUCUGAAGGAGAUUAGUCCACAGGGCAUGCAAUCUCUCCUAGAGUGGAACGCCCACCUCCCACCACGUGUUGAGGCUUGUAUUCACGAUUUAAUUUUAUUCUACAGUGAGAAUACGCCGGACGUAGUCGCCGUGGACGCCUGGGAUGGGAAGCUAACGUACCGCGAGCUGGACUCUUCUUCCUACAGCUUAUCAGCGCACCUACUUUCCUCGGCCCAAGUGAAGCCGGAGAUGAUUGUUCCUAUCUUAUCGGAAAAGUCCAUGAACACCCUGAUUGCGUUGCUUGGUGUGAUGCGGGCUGGCUGUGCGUUUCUUCUGCUUGACCCUUCACAGCCAGCCGCCCGCUUGAAAUCCCUCUGCGAAGCUGUUGAGACAAAGAUCAUUGUAGCAUCGACGAAAUAUGCGGACCUGGCAUCUAAAAUGGUCCCAAAGGCACAGGUAGUGGUGUGCUCGCGGCAAAGUCUUGCCUCCUCUAGUCUCCCUGAUGGAGUGGUCCUCUCAGUUCCGGUUUCUAAUCCCAGGCAAAUUGCCUACUGUGUCUUUACCAGUGGAUCUACAGGUCUACCAAAGUGUAUCCUUAUCGAGCAUUCCUCCUUCUGUACCAGUAGCAUGGAGGUUGGGCGGCUCGUCGGUAUGGACCAUAAUACACGGGUCUUCCAAUUCGCAUCCUAUGCAUUCGAUGUUAGUAUCACCGAUCAUCUGCUUCCGUUAAUGCAUGGCGGCUCCAUCUUUAUUCCACACAGCAAAAGUGUCAAGGACAACUUCCCGGCUUCUUUGAGGGAAUCGCGCGCAACCUUUGCAGAAUUAACACCGUCUGUAACAAAAAUGCUUGAUGUAGGCGAUAUAUGCAAUCUACAGGUCCUUGUCAUGAGCGGUGAGGUCAUGACCCAAGCAGAUGUUGAGAAAUGGCAAGACAAAGUUCGUCUCAUUAAUCUGUACGGGCCUGCGGAGUGCUCCUGUGCCGCAACUGGGCAAAACCCCGUGAACCUAGAGCAGCCCCCUCAGGUACUCGGUGAGGGCAUGGGAUGCGUUUGUUGGGUUGUAGAUAUGGCUGAUGACGAGCAACUGGUCCCUAUCGGCGCAACGGGAGAGCUAGUUAUCGAAGGCCCAAUUGUUGGACGAGGGUACCUUAAUGCCCCGGAGCAGACAGCACCUGCCUUUGUGCCAUCGAUGCGAUGGCUCCAGCGACUUCGAGGCGAAGCAGAUCGUGUAUACAAAACUGGCGACCUCGUGCAGCUGCUACCUACCGGGGCCCUGAAAUAUGUCGGCCGCAAAGAUCUCCAGGUCAAAGUUCACGGCCAGCGAAUUGAACUCGGCGAGGUCGAGCACCAUAUUCAUCGCUUGUUUCCCCAGGCCACGAACGUUGCAGCGGAAGUUCUUCAUCUAAAUGAACAGCAGGGUAAGCCCAUUCUCACAGCUUUCUUGGAAGUUCCUCAUCUGCAGGAACCCUCCAACGGCCAUUCACCAUCCAUGGAGAUGGGAAUACUUCCAGCAACAGCCGCGUUCCAUGUCGAUGUGCAGAGGAUCGAGUCCAAACUGCGAGACAGGAUUCCAUACCACAUGAUUCCCACCCUUUUCUUGCCCGUCAAUCGCAUUGAACUGUCUCUUUCGGGAAAAGUGAACCGUAGGGUGUUGCAGGAUCUGGGUAGACAUUUGAAUCGAAAGGACAUCAAAGUAUUCAUCAACCCUCACAAAGCCAAGCGAGCGCCAGAAACAGAAACACAACGGGCUCUACAGAUGCUGUUGGCCAAAGUCUUGAACCUACCUCUUGGUGAGAUCAGCAUCGACGACAGCUUUCUCGCGCUGGGCGGUGAUUCCAUCAGCGCCAUGUCGCUCGUGGCGCGCUCAAGUGCGCUCCAAAUUUCCAUCUCUGUUGAGGAUGUCUUGACCAAGAGCACGAUUGAGGAACUGGCGUUGCGUGCGAAGAAUACCACAGCCCAGCCUCUACCGCAAUGUGAAGAGCUGGAUGUAUCGUUUGCAUCGUCUCCAAUCCAAGAGAUGUUCUUCGAGAUCGUGCCGAAGGAGGCCCAUAACCAGUAUAAUCAAAGCUUCUUCCUAUCUCUCGCAAGACAAAUUUCUGCGCAGGACUUGGAGGACGCUGUCCGUGAGGUGGUUGGCCUUCACGCGAUGCUACGAGCCCGAUUUAGUCAAAAUCAUGGGUGUGGUUCGUGGACGCAGAGCAUAACUUCCAAGCUGGAGUCAUCCUCGUCCUAUUUUUUCAAAUCGCAUGAAGUAGCUAAUGUUGCGUCCAUUGAGCCUCAUGCUGUGAAGACCCAGCAAAGCCUGAAUAUCGUAAGUGGUCCUUUGCUAGCAGUUGACCUCUAUCAAGUUCAUGGCCAAGGACAAUACAUUCUCCUAGUAGCGCAUCACCUCGUGGUAGACCAUGUCUCGUGGCGAAUUAUCCUCAGCGAUCUGGAGGAGUUCCUGGAAGCAUCUUUCGCCUCUACCGCUCGUGAUCCCCGCGACAUCGAGUCAUCACUAUCCUUUCAGUCGUGGUGCCAUCUCCAGGCUCAGCAUGUCCGUGAACAACUGCCCCUUCAGAAAGCCUAUCCGACACCUACAGAAGACCAUGUCACGCUUUCGACAACCUUUAAAUGUAUGGAUUACUGGGGCUUGGCAGGUCAAUCCAACACUCGUUCGGAUGUUAUCUCUAUCGGCUUCACUUUGGAUGCAGAAGUGACCGAGAGUCUUCUGGGUCACGCUAAUGAAACCUUGCGGACGAGACCCGUGGAGAUCAUUCAGGCUGCGCUCGUCUUCUCAUUUAUGAAACAGUUCCCAGAUCGAGAUCCCCCAAUUAUCCAUAGCGAAGGCCAUGGAAGAGAAGCAUGGGAUCCCUCCAUUGAUUUGUCACGAACCGUAGGAUGGUUUACCACCAUAUGGCCUACCCCAAUCACUGUGCAAUCGGAGCAUAGUCUCAUCGAGGUGGUGAAACGAACCAAAGAUGGGCGGCGCCAAGUCAGAAAUAAUGGAUGGGCCUAUUUUUCAUCACGAUUCCUACAUCCAGCAGGUCGCCACGAACUGCCGCUAGAGAUGCCCCUUGAGAUAGUAUUCAACUAUGCUGGAUCAUUCCAGCAGCUGGAACAGCGGGAGGGCCUAUUCCACAUGGCUGAGACCCAGUAUACUCGAUUCGACGUAGCAGCUAGUGCCACUCGAUUUGAACUGUUUGAAGUUUCAGCUGUGGUCAAUCGUGGACAGUUGCAGGUGGAAAUCUCCUAUCACCAAGCUAUGCCACAGAAUCGUAUUCGGCAAUGGGUUUCGUCCUUUGAGGCCGCACUACGCGUGGCCAGCGUGACGCUCCAGCCAACCCCGAGGCAAUUUACGCUCACUGACUUUCCUCUUCUACAAAUCAGCUACAGUGGUUUGGAUUAUCUAAUUAAAAAGGUUGCCGCCGUGGCAGGAAUACACGAUAUAACAGAGAUCGAGGAUGCCUACCCCUGUUCCAGCAUUCAACAGGGCAUGCUCCUAAGUCAAGCCAAGGAUGCAACGCAGUACAUUACCAGCACUACAUGGGAGGUUCAAACUAUGGAGGGCAUUGAUGUUGACCACUUCAUACGCUCAUGGCAUAAGGUUGUUGAUCACAAUCCCAUUCUCCGCACCAUUUUCGUGGAGAGCCAUUCGGGUCAGCUCUGGGACCAAGUGGUGCUGAGACACUCAACUGGCGAUGUCAUGCUUGUCGACUCUGAUGGCAUAAAUUCUCCGGUCCCUCGAGGGUCUGGUAGUGUCACAGCAUCCCGGCCAUGGCAGCUCAUUAUGACUCGUGCAGGUGUUGCGCUCCUGUGUGAACUUCGCAUCUUUCACGCUCUGUUGGACGGUUUUUCAACGAGUUUGCUUGAACAACAACUUGCUUGUGCGUAUGAUAACCAAGCUUUCUCCGAGCCCGCGGCAACUCUGAAAGAUUAUAUCUCAUAUGUUCAGGGUCUGCCCAGUGGAGCAGCCACACAGUUCUGGGCCACAUACCUAGAGGGGUCAGAUCAUUGUAUCCUUCCCACUCUAAACCAUUCUCAGGAUCUCACUUAUCAGGGCUCAGUGGCAUAUGUCAGCCGGAAACUCGACGAUCUUCGCCCACUGCAAGUGUUCUGUGGAGAGAAGGGGGUCACCCUGUUUAACCUGGUUCAGCUGGCAUGGGGUCUGGUUCUGAGAGCAUACACCGCCUCUGAUGCCGUCUGCUUUGGUUAUCUGGUCACCGGUCGAAAUAUGCCAAUUGCUGGAAUAGACAAGGUUAUCGGACCCUUAAUCAAUAUCCUUGUAGGUAGAAUGCACUUGGACAGCGGCAACUCCAUUGCGGAUUUGGUCCAGUCGAUUCACUCGGAUUUCCUACAGGGGCUGGGUCAUCAGCACACCUCGCUGGCCGAGAUAUAUCACUCAUUGGGCAUAUCUGGCCGAGGCUUAUUCAAUACAGUGGUGUCAUUCCAGACCAGAUCCGAGCAACAACAAAUCAACCACACUUCUGGGCUUUCAAUGCGUACAGUCAACAGCGAUGACCCAACAGAGUAUGACCUUACGUUAAACGUUUCUGUAUCCAAUGAUGACAUGGAAUUUGCACUGUGGUACUAUAAUCAUUCAUUCACAUCAAGCCAGGUUCACGAUCUCGCAGUCGCAUUUGAAAGAGCCCUUCUGAACUCGGUAGGCUUGACGAAUGCAAAAGUCCGGGAUGUAGAUCUCUUGAGCGAAGAUCAUAUUCAGUGGUUACAGUUGCGGAACAAGCUUCUCCCCGAGGCGCGACAAGAGUGUAUACAUGAAGCCAUCGAGCCAUUCUUCCUCUCUACCCCUUCAGCUCAGGCUGUUUGUGCUUGGGAUGGUGAUUUCUCAUAUGCGGAGCUGGAUCAAUUGUCAUCUUGCCUAUCCCGAGUUUUGAUCCUCUGUGGUGUCCAACCGGAGACAUACGUGACCAUACACUGCGAGAAAUCUAGGUGGACAUGUGUGGCCAUGCUUGCCGUCCUCCGUGCUGGUGGCGCUUUUACCCUCCUUAGUCCUUCUCUCCCCCUAGCCCAUAAACAGACAAUUUGUGCUGAUCUAGGAUGUCAAAUCAUGAUCUCCUCUAAAACGGCUGAGGAUGCCUCAUCGUUGGUCAAAGAGGUGAUCAUGAUUGGCGAUGGCGAAGUUGAGGCGUGGGUCGUACCACCAUCAGAGCCCAUACCGCCAUCGCAAGUCAAGCCUACAAAUGUAGCAUAUGCGGUUUUCACAUCUGGUUCAACCGGAAAGCCAAAGGGUGUCGUUAUUGAUCAUUCUUCGUUUUGCACCAGCGCGAGGGCCCAGCAUCAAUCUUUAUCCAUCGAUAGUUCUACUCGCGUGCUACAGUUUUCCGCCUACACCUGGGACGUGAGCAUCAUGGACCAACUGGCGACGUUCAUGGCGGGUGCUUGCGUGUGCAUACCUUCGGAAUCUCAGCGAGUGAACGCGCUGGCUGAGGUUAUUCAACAAUACGGCGCUACCUGGAUUCACACAACGCCGCCAGUGGUACGUCUGCUUGAACCUAACCAGGUCUCAUCGCUACAAACCGUAAUUCUUAUUGGUGAAACCCCAUCAUACGAUGAUAUAAAGAUGUGGCGGGGUCGGGUAUCUCUUCGGGAGACAUUUGGUCCGACAGAGUGUUCAGUCCUAGCUCUGGUCAACCCGGAUCUGUCAUCCGAUCCGAGAAACAUUGGUCGUGAGAGCGGCUGCGUCUGCUGGAUUGUUGAUCCAGACAAUCAUAACAAGCUAGUACCGGUCGGGGCCAUUGGGGAGCUGCUCAUCGAAGGCCCGAUUCUUGGCCGCGGCUAUUUGAAUGACCCCCUGAAGACGUCAGCAGCAUUUAUUGAAAAUCCAACCUGGGCAAGGCAGUUCCGCACUAACCAGACUGUCCGGCUCUAUAAAACGGGGGAUCUGGUUUAUUAUUUCCCAGACGGGUCUAUCCGUUUCUUCAGGCGCAAGGACACCCAAGUCAAGCUUAGGGGCCAACGCAUCGAGCCUGGUGAGGUUGAGCACCACAUAUCCAAUAGCUUUGACGGCUCGGAACGUGUCGUAGUGGAUGUUCUCGCGUUAGAAUCAGAAACCUCUCGCUCAUUUCUGGUUGCCUUUAUCAAGUCCGUGAGUCUAGACGGCAACAACGACGUUGACGUUGAUGUUGAUGUUGAUCUCCUCGCUCCUCCAAGUACGGCAUUCUCUGUACAAGUGGCCCUCACUCAAGCGCGGCUGCAAAGUCAGCUGCCUAAGCACAUGGUGCCCACAAUCUUCUUGCCUCUGCAUUGGGUCCCUCUGACCAGUUCUUGCAAGACAGAUCGUCGUUUGCUGAAGCGGAAAGCAGCGGCGCUGACUCGGAGUGAGCUAGAAGCAUAUAUGCACGCUGGUGUGUCGGCCAAGCAGACUCCCGCCACCGAAAUGGAACAUAAGUUACAUCCACUCUGGGCCAAGGUGCUGAACCUGGCUCCAGAGAUGAUCGGAACAAAUGAUGACUUCUUCCACGUGGGCGGUGAUUCCAUUUCUGCCAUGCAGCUGGUUUUUCAAUGUCGCCGUAUCGGUAUUUCUAUCGGCAUGGAAGACGUGUUCAGGCACCUCACCCUGGCAGGAAUUGCCGGUCAUGCUCGAAACGAACCAAAGGAUGCUAUUGCAUUGGCUGUGGAAAAGAUCGAUGAACCGUUCCCCUUGUCUUCAAGCCAGCAACUCUUCUUCCAAUUAUCUCCACGUGGUCUUGAUGACUUCAAUUAUGGUAGUGUCGUCAAGAUUACCCGAAACAUUGAGAGUGAACGUCUGCGACAAGCCAUCAGGGCCAUUAUCGAGCGUCAUUCCAUGCUUCGUGCUCGAUUCAGCCAGGACUGUGACGGCUCAUGGAUGCAGCGCAUCACAUCUCAAACGGAAGGAUCGUACAGAUUUCAAAACCGGACCAUUUCUGCUGAGAAUGAAAUCACUCAGGUGCUGAAAAAUGCACGAGCGUGUGUAAAUAUCCAACACGGCCCGCUUUUAGUUGCAGAUCAUGUGCAACUGGAUGGACAAGAAGACGACUAUCUCAUUCUUGUUGCCCAUCGUCUCGUCAUGGAUCUGGCCUCGUGGGGCAUAAUACUCGGUGAUCUGGAAACGAUAUUAAGCCAGAAGCACCCGCUCCCUGCAUUGAAUCCGCUAUCAAUAUCCUUCCAGGCUUGGUGCAGUCUGCGGACAGAUUCCACAACCAAGCAUCCUCUGGCCAGAAACAAAUCUCUUCCUCACCUGAGGGAACAAUCCCCCAAGGUCUGUCCACUUGAGUUUUGGGGUAUGAUAGGACGCCCAAAUCAGGUCAAACAUUCCAACACUACCGUAUUUACGAUUGAUCGUUCCACCACAAAUCUGCUCUUAGGCCAUGCCAACCGGGCAUUUCAAACGCAACCGGCCGAGAUCUUACAGGGGGCAUUGCUCCAUUCUUUCCUUCAGACCUUCGCGGGACGGAACGCUCCAAUCAUAUAUAAUGAAGGUUGCGGUCGUGAGCCCGCAGAGGGGUCCAUUGUUACCUCACAGACUGUGGGCUUGUUUGCCAUAAUCCAUCCCACCUCCGUCGAUAUCGACAAUUGUAAAGAUUUGGUAGAGAUGGUACGUCGCACGAAAGACGCCCAGCGCUCGGCUCCUCCCAGUGACUGGGCUGGUCAUAUUUCUCUCUCCAAAGAUUCGCCAGACUCGGAGAGCAUUUUGCCGAAGCCAUUCGAAAUACUCUUCAGCUUUGAGGGGCUUAAAGAGCAGUCGGAGGAUGACGGCUCAGUCCUGCAAAUUAUUAGAUCGCCAUUUGUAGAGUAUCAAGUACCCGAUAUAGCACCAGAAGCACCGCGCCUUGCACUCAUUAAUAUCUCGGCCCUCCUUGUCCAGGGGGAGCUCGUGACGUAUUUCACCUUCAAUCAGCAAAUGAAGCACGGUGAUUUGCUGAAAGUCUGGGUUGAUGAGUAUCAAAAGUCCAUCAUCAGGGCAGUUGUUGAUCUAAGCAACGCAUCCCCAGCCUACACACUAAGUGAUUUCCCCUUACUCGCAACGACCUACGAGGAUCUUGACGCCUUUGUCGCCAGAGUCCGGGAUCAAAUUGUUCCUCAAGAGGGAGAGAGCAACGCCAUCAUCGAGAAUGCAUACCCCUGCUCUCCCAUUCAGCGUGGCAUCCUGCUCAGCAAGGCCAAGAACGAUGAUCUCUACAGUCCUCGCUUUACUUGGAAUCUUCAAGUCGAUGGACAGAAGCUCGUUGACCUGAACCGGCUCCGGGGAGCAUGGAAAAGGGUUCUUCAACGACAUUCUGUUUUCCGAACCGUCUUUGCCCAGAGCAGUUUGCAUAUGGAAUACUAUAAUCAAGCAGUCAUGGUCUCAAUGCCGGACAACAUCACCACCUUACAAUACGGCGACGAGGAUGUGAAGGAAUUGAUCCGUGACUAUCGUGCAACUCAAUCGCACCAAGCUCAGAAUGCUCUGUGGCACCUCGUUUUAUGUCAGAACAAAAGAGGCGAAACAUUUUGUGACCUGAAAGUCAGCCACGCCUUGAUUGAUGGAACAUCCAUAGCUGUUCUAACACGAGAGGUGCAGUUAGCAUAUGACGAAAUGCUCUCCGCAGGCGUCGGGCCACCAUAUAGUGACUAUAUCAGGUAUCUACAAUCCACCGAGGUGGACACUGUCGUUAAUUACUGGAAGAAAAAGCUCUCCGCCAUAUCACCAUGUAUUUUUCCCAGGAUUAACAACAAUAUGAAGACACCUUCUGUUGGUGGCCACAAGCGGCAGCUCCUCUCCGUCGAGCUGGAGAUUGACGAUGCCUCUAUCAUCUACCAGUUCUGCAGGCAAUAUGGAUUUACCAUCUCCAACAUCCUUCAGGUCGCUUGGUCUCUUAUUCUGCAGUGCUAUACCACCUCCAAAUCCGUUUGUUUCGCGUAUGUCACGUCUGGUCGUGAUGCCCCCGUGCCAAAUAUUGAACGAGCUGUCGGUCCUUUCAUCAACGUUUUGAUCAGUCACAUAUCACUGGAUCCCGAUAUGCCUCUGCUCGAUUUGUUGCGGGUUAACCAGGAUGAUAACAUUGACAACUUGAGGUAUCAAAACUGUUCCCUCGCAGAGAUAUUCCACACCAUGUCCUUGGGUGCAGCUGAAUUGUUCAACUCCAGUAUGUCUGUGCAAAACAGGGCUGCAGACUACAACACCACCAGUUCAUCUUUCGAAUUCUCAGUAGUGGAUGGAGAGGAUCGAACAGAGUAUGAUAUCGCUAUACAUGCCCUCGUAGACAAACAAGGAGUAUCCCUUUCCCUUGAUUACUGGAAGGACGAGCGCCUAUCGGCAAAGCAAGCCCUGCAGAUUCUUCGCACAAUGAAAGAGGCAGUAAUUAACAUCGCGACCUAUCCCGACGUCAACAUUGGUCAGGUGGCUUUGCUGAGUCCUGAGGAUCAGCUCCAACUCCAUAAGUGGAACGAGAAGGUCCCCAUAACCACCAACUCCUGUGUGCAUGACCUCAUCGAGCGACAUUUCCAAUGCAGUCCCUCCUCCCUAGCAGUCCAAUCUUGGGACGGCGACCUCUCAUAUCAGGAUUUGGAUCGCCUUUCGUCCAGACUUGCCGCUCAACUCGUAGGCUUGGGAGUUCAAACAGAAACAUUUAUUCCCUUACUGUUUGAAAGGUCCAUGUGGGCUGUGGUAUCGACACUUGCCGUUAUAAAAUCUGGUGCUGCAUUCGUUUUCCUGGACCCGACUUGCUCUGUCAGCCUCCUGGAUCGGGUGUGUGCAGUUGCCAAGGUCAAAUUUAUCCUCAGCUCGAGAGCCAAUGAAGAAAUACUGCACCACCUUCCGGUCCAUCUUGUUGUGGUGAACAAGGAAGCAGAGCGCCUCUGGCCGACUGCCGUGGCACCGCCGUCUACUGCAAAGCCUCAAAAUGCAUUGUCCGCCAUCUUCACCCGUGAGUCCAGCGGUAAGUUGAAUGGACUCGUUAUUGAACAUGCCUCGUUUUGUUCGGCUGUUGAAGCGAACAAGGGACCAAUGGGGAUAGAUGGCAACACCUGGAUGUUUCAAUUUGCCCCAUAUGCAUCUGACACAAGCAUCAGCGACUGUUUGAUAGCACUCACACAGGGCGGCUGUGUAUGCAUCCCAUCUACAUCCCAGCUGGAGGAUGUGGAAAGAGCAAUCUGUGAUCUGAAUGCCAACUGGGUAAAUCUCACUCCCUCAGUGGCCCGGCGUAUCAAUCCCUCACUUGUGCCAUCCCUGAAGACGGUUUAUAUUAGUGGGGAGCCUGCGACGUCUUGGGACCUGGCACGGUGGCAGGGCUUUGCCCGUUUAGUCAAAGGCUACAGCCCUGCAGAGUAUCCAGUUCGUGGUACCAUCCAACCCAACGUUCUUGAUACAUCGGACCCGCGCGAUAUCGGCAUUGGAGCAGGUGUCGUGUGUUGGAUUGUAGAUCCUUCAAAUCACCAGAGACUCCUCCCUCCAGGUGCCAUCGGAGAGCUCCUUCUUCAGGGCCCUAUUCUCGGCCGUGGCUAUAUUGGAAGCCAAGAGCAAGAUAACGCGUCUUUCGUCAAAACUCCAAUCUGGUUGCAACAGCUCAGACCAAGUAUUGGUCAGCUGUAUAAGACGGGAGACUUGGUUCGGUGUCAACCCGACGGGUCGAUCCUGUAUAUGGGACGUAGGGAUACCCAAGCCAAGCUUCAAGGUCAGCGGUUAGAACUAGAAGAAAUUGCAGUUCAUGUCCGGCAAUGCUUCUCGCAGGACAAGGACGUGGUUGUUGAUGUGAUCCGACCUGAUCAUGGGAAUGCGAAACCAAUAUUAGCCGCAUUCAUCAGCCAUUCCUUCGGCCCCGUCAUUGGUGGUGCAGACAAUGUAGUCUUUGUUGGACCUUCGGUUGCUUUCCAGGGCGCAGCUCGCGCGGCGAAAACCCAGCUCCCGGAGAUAUUACCUCCUUCCAUGGUUCCUGCAGCAUUCCUGCCCGUGGGAGGCAUUCCGCUCUGUGUAGCGGGGAAGGUGAACCGGAAGCUUCUCCAGGAGGCCGCCUCAAAUCUUUCACUACAGCAGAUCGGUUCAUACGUCAAUUUCUCCCCCCUUGGCGAUCAAGGAAGAAUUCCGGCCAGCGAACUCGAGAAAUUAUUGCAAUCUUGCAUCGCCCGUGUACUCAACAAGACUCUUACCGAUAUAACCUUGGAUAAUAGCUUCUUCCGCAUUGGAGGAGACUCCAUAAGUGCCAUGACGCUGGUUUAUCAGUGUCGCCAGCAAGGAAUCGCAGUGACUGUUGCGGACAUAUUCCGUCACAAAACUAUUCGACGAUUAGCUGCUCAUAUUCAAUCAGCCAAGGCAACAGCAGCGGACAUUAAGGAGACCGUGGGAACGGUAUUUGACCUCUCCCCAAUUCAACAGGCAUUAUUUGAUCGAAUUCCCGAGGGCCUGAACAAUUUCAGUCAGAGCUUUUUAGUGAAGCUCAGACAACCAAGGGAAUCCAUUGAGACCGCUGUUAUGACGAUAGUGAAAAGACACUCAAUGCUUCGCGCGCGAUUCAGGAAACAAGAUGGAGUUUGGGUGCAAUUGGUCACUGAUGAUAUUGAGCAUUCAUAUCGUUAUCGUAACCAGACACUCCCUGUUGCGGAGAUGACCAAGUGCUUCAUGGAAAGCCAGGCAGCCCUUGACUUCACGCAGGGCCCCUUGUUAGUGGCAGAUCAUAUAACUGUUGGUGACAACCAGUAUCUCUUCCUUGCUGCGCACCAUCUCGUCAUUGACCUUGUCUCGUGGCGGAUCAUUUUGAGCGAUCUCGAGAUGCUCCUGGCACGAGAGUCACUACCACCUCUAAGCUCUUUGCCAUUCCAGGUCUGGUGUCAUUUACAAGCCGAAUACGCGAAAAAGCAUCUAAGACCAUCAAGGACACUUCCAUUGCUGGCGAAUAUUCCCGAUUAUGAGCUUAAUGUUGAAGAAUUUUGGGGACUCCCCAAGUAUUCGAAUAUUCAAGCAGACAUGAUAUCUACCAAGUUCAGCAUCGAUCCACAUGUCACAAAGCUGCUACUUGGGCCCGCAAAUGAGGUUCUACAAACCAAACCCGUUGAGCUUCUGCACGCUGCAAUUCUCCUUUCAUUUGUCAAGUCAUUCCCAGAUCGUCCGCCCCCAAUCAUAUACCAGGAAGGUCACGGAAGGGAACCUUGGAACAGCUCCGUGGAUGUCUCGGGAACUGUGGGUUGGUUCACAACCAUCUGGCCUUCCCUUGUUUGCGCAAGGGCGGACUCGAGCUUUAUCGACGUGGCGCAACUUACCAAAGACGUUAUACGCCAGACACAAGCCAACGGUUGGAGCUACUUUACAGCCCGGUAUUUGCAUCCCGAGGGAAGAAAACGGCUUACUUUCAGAGAGCCGAUGGAGAUUCUUAUGAACUAUCAUGGAAGAUAUCACAGUCUGGAAAGCAAAGAUACCAUGCUCCAAGUCACGUCUGAUAUUUCGGACAUUCCGGCUGGGGUGGAUCCGCAGAUGCCCAGGGGGGAGAUAUUCGAUAUCGAGAUUUGGGUCUCUGGGGAUACUUUGGAGUUCGAUUUCUCGUAUAGCAAGCAGUCCUUGCGGCAAUCGUCCAUUCAGAACUGGGUUUCGGCCUGUCGGAUUCUUCUUGAAAGCGCGGCUCAGGAGCUUUCUGAUUCUUCUCGCCCAUGUCCACUGAGCAACUUCCCCGAGUUGCCACUGGCCAGUCCUGAACUCUCUCAACCCUCACAUAAUCAUUAUCACGUCGACAUUAGUCCAGCCUCGGUGCAGGGAGAUUACCCUUGCUCGCCCGUACAACAAGGCAUACUAUUGAGCCAGGAGCGUAACAAUGAAUUGUAUACUACCAGAAUGCUCUGGAAGGUAUCGAUUCCAGAUUCACGCCUACCCAUCUCUAUUAAACAUAUUCAACAGGCGUGGGCCCGGAUCGUCAUGAGACACUCGGCACUUCGUACCGUCAUCACUGAGAGUGCUUCCCGCGACAGGCUCCACGAUCAAUUGGUCAUUGAUCACGGAGCUGGCAAAGUCAUUAUUCUGGAUUCGAUGGAUUCUCCACAGGAACCCCUAGGUCGUUUCCCCUGGCAAUUUAUCAUCAAGCAAAUAAGUGAUGCAGAGAUCUUCUGUGAACUCGCCAUUAGCCACGCGUUAGUCGACGGUGUCUCCAUUCGUAUCCUCGGCAUAGAGUUGAGCAGCAUGAUCAGCGGGGAGCCUCUUGAACAUCCGGCCAUGCCUUAUAAGGACUACAUUUCUUACUUGCAAUCCGUUCCCCGCCAGCAGAUUGCUGACUAUUGGAAAGAAUAUCUCCGUGACGUCACCUCAACCCUAUUUCCAAUCUUAAAAGAUUCUUCCGAGGGCAAAUUACACUCUGAAAAUCGGUUCAUUGACGCACGGCGCAUCAGAAACUUUUGCGAGGCAUAUGGAUCGACGCUAUCCAACGUGAUACAGGUAGCUUGGGCUAUGGUCUUACGCUGUUACACCGGGGCAGAUGAUGUUUGCUUUGGCUACUUAACAUCUGGGCGAGAUAUUCCGCUCUCCGGUAUUGAGAAUGCCGUUGGUCUGUUUAUCAAUAUGCUGGUAUGUCGCCUACAGCUGGAUAGCAACCUCCCAAUGCUCUCAAUUUUGGAGAGAAAUGAAAGCGACUUUAUUCGCAGUCUCGACCACCAGCAUUGCUCCCUAGCGGAAAUCCAGCAUGACUUGGGCCUCAACAGGGAGGCGCUCUUCAAUUCCAUCAUCUCUUAUCAGGCUGCUUCUGCAAUGCAAGAACAAAGCCGCGACGAGGCACAUGGCAAACACACGUUGGCCUUGGUAGAAAGCGUGGGAGGAGAGGAUCCAACCGAGUACGGAUUGGUCAUCAACGUGAAUGCAAACAGUGACCGCGUCAGCCUCUCGCUCAGUUUCUGGGACACCUUCCUCGCCCCGGACCAAGGAUCUAGACUCUGUGAUAGUUUGGUGCAGACUAUUUCGAGUAUCACCGAUAAUCCCUCCAAAACCGUCGGGGACAUCGAUCUAGUUAGUCAAGAAGAGCUUAACAUUAUUCAAUCAUGGAACGCGCAACUACCGCAGCUAGAGGAAGUAUGUGUCCACGAUCUGAUCCUUGAUCAAUGCCGUGGUCGUCCCGAGGCACCAGCCGUCUGCGCAUGGGAUGGAAGCUUUACCUACAGGGAUCUUGAUCAGCUCUCUGUGGAGCUGGCGGUGCACCUUCAGACACUCGGGGUUGGACCUGAUGUCUUUGUGCCACUUCUCUUUGAGAAGUCGAAAUGGGUCUCUGUGGCGAUGUGCGCAGUUAUGAGAGCCGGCGGCGCAUUUAUUUUGCUAGAUGAUUCCUAUCCAGAGGCACGUUUGCAUGAAAUAUGCGAGACUUCACAAUGCCCUCUUGUCAUAUGCUCAUCUUCCACUUAUGGGAAAGCUGCCACGCUCACCGAGCGAGUGGUUGUGGUCUCCCAGAGCGAGGCCGUGCGAUGGACAUCAAGUCUAGAGACAUCUUCCCUCCAACAAAAUGUCCUCCCUCACCAUGCUCUCUAUUGUGUCUUUACCUCUGGCUCGACCGGCAAAUCCAAAGGUGUGGUGAUUGAGCACUCAAGCUACGCGACAAGCGGCCUAUCGCUCCAAAAACGAUUAAGAGUUACGAACCAAUCCCGAGUCUUCCAAUUUGCCUCGCACGCUUUUGAUGUGAGCAUCAGCGACUACUUAACGACCUUCAUAGCGGGCGGAUGCAUCUGCGUUUCCUCUGAAACCGAUCGAAUAAACAAUAUCCCCCAUGCGGUGCAAGAACUGGACGCGAACUGGAUGCAUAUUACGCCAUCCGUUGCGCAGAUCAUUCACCCGUCGCAAGUAGAAGGGAUCAAGAUCCUGGUCUUGAGUGGCGAAGCCAUCAAGGCGGAGAACAUCAAGACAUGGGGACAGUCGGUUCAUCUUAUCAAUGCGUAUGGGCCCGCCGAGUGCUCUGUAGACUGUGUCGUCAACGAUCAGGCGGCAUCAAGUCCUUCCAGCAUUGGAUACGCAAGCGGCGCAACCUGUUGGGUCACCGACAGAAAUAAUCCCGCUCAGCUACUUCCCAUCGGCGCUGUUGGAGAGUUGCUUAUCGAGGGUCCUGUCGUUGGUCGCGGGUAUCUGCAUAAUGAAGAACAAACUCGUCGGACCUUCAUCGAACGACCCCCAUGGCUUCAGUAUUUCAGAAACUUUGACGCCUCUCCGCGACACGUAUACAGGACCGGAGAUCUCGUUCAGUAUCUACCCGACGGCUCCCUGAAAUACGUCGGACGCCGUGACAGCCAAGUCAAGAUCCACGGCCAGCGUGUCGAACUAGAGGAAAUCGAAUCCCAUCUGCGCCGUUUCUUCCCGGGAUCUCAAGAAGUCGCUGUGGAGAUUCUCCAACGACCAGACAUCGCAUCUCAGAAGAUAUUGACAGCGUUUAUAAGACGGCAAGCACUUGAUUUGGCAGGGGAAGAAUUUUCGAUUCUUGAAUCCAGCCAAGAGUUUAUCACAGACGUUCACAUUGCAGAAACGCGUCUCCUUCAGAAUGUGCCUCGGCACAUGGUUCCUGUCAUGUUUGUUGCUGUCAAUCAUAUUCCACUGACUAGGUCAGGCAAGAUUGAUCGAUCCAAGCUGCGCAGCCAAGCACCGAGUAUCUCAUGGUCUGACGGGGGCUCUGGUGCUCAGGACACCUCUCAACGACCAUUUACCAAGACGGAACGCAAAAUACAAUUGAUUGUUGCCCGGGUGCUACGACUCAGGCCAGAUAUCAUCAACAUAGAUGGUAAUUUCUUCCAGAUGGGCGGUGACUCCAUCACGGCUAUGCAGCUAGUAUCUCUCGCGCGUCAUGAGGGUCUCCUGGUCACAGUAAGACAGAUAUUCACUUUGCCAGUAUUAGCAGAUCUUGCGAGAGAGGCCCAACAGUCCACGACUGUGUUGAAUUCGACGCCGUCUGUCGCGGAACCUUCUAAUAACACCGAUCACGAAUUAUGCAGAGGUUUGCAUUGGGCAGACCUGCCCUUCCAGGAGGAUGAUGUCGUGGAUGUCAUUCCUGCAACAAAUGUUCAAGCCUUUUCCGCAACCCGGCCGCAAAACUACUGGUUCUUGGAACUCGCAGGACCACUGGACAUGGCUCGGCUGAAGGUGGCCUGCUCAGAACUAGUCGACAAACACUCGAUCCUCAGAACAGUAUUUGUUCCGCAUGCAGGCCACAUCCUGCAAGUUAUCCUACGCAGCCUAUCCCUGGACAUCGUCGAAUGCAACACCGGUCAAAAGGACCUGUGGCCAUUCGCUGAAGAAUACAGUCGCCAAGAUUUCCCCUCCCAAACUCUAUACGGAGCGGUGCCACUGGCCCUAACGCUUGUGAGAGACAGUGACGAACGCCACAUGCUCAUAAUGCGUCUAUCCCACGCUCAGUAUGAUGGUCUAUCCAUACCCAGGUUGAUGGCGAACCUCCUUGAUUUGUAUCAUCAACGAUCCAUCUCCGUCGCUGCGGACUUUGCGACAUACGUGCGACACUGCCACCAGAGCCAAAACUCAGCAACAUUUGCCUUUUGGAGGUCUCUACUCUAUGGUUCAUCCAUGACUUCAUUAUUUGAUGAGUCAACAGCGACAGUUGCAUUAAAAGAUUCCACAUCACCAGUCCUGGUCGAAUCAGUAGCAAAUGUACCUUUGCCAGCACCCCCUCGUGGAAGCACGUUGGCCACCUUGGUGAAGGCAGCUUGGGCCCUAGUUCAAUCGAAGCUACUGCGGCGAUCCGAUCUUGUCUUUGGCCAACUGGUUAGCGGUCGCAACACAGGUGUCUCCGCCCUGGAAGACGUCAUCGGACCUUGCAUCAAUAUGAUACCCGUGCGGGUUCAGAUACACCCAGAGCAGACCAUCAGCGAGUUGCUGAGGCAAGUCCAGGCGCAACAUCUGGAGACGUUGCCCUUUGAAACUACGGAACUACAUGAAAUCGUCAAGAAUAGCACCUCAUGGCCUACGAACACCGACUUUGGGUCCAUAGUCCACCAUCGAUUCUCCCAGGAUCAAAGUGCUCUGGAAUCUAACGAGCUAUCAUGCCGGAUCGACGCGUGGUCACCCCUUUCCCUACCUGCAAUGAACGUCUGGGUGUCCACCAUAGCAGAAGAAGAUCGGCUAAACAUGAACAUUUUCUCCCGUAGUGAGGUUGCGUCACAAGCUCAAAUCGAUCGGUUGAUGGAAGAGAUGUCUGCCAUGUUAUCAAUUUGCACAGAAGGAGUAUACGUGCCUGUUGAGGGCAGCUAUGAUGAUUGGGUCCGUGUUUAA